Molecule: messenger RNA, 447 nt
Organism: Prorocentrum cordatum
Lineage: Eukaryota; Dinophyceae; Prorocentrales; Prorocentraceae
Source: the annotation of a GenBank genome assembly
GCGCCCGCGGGGAAGGCCAGGGCGGCCGCGGCCGCCGCCUGCCCGCGGCCGCCCAGUCGCAGGUCGCCGGCGCGAGCAGGCCGCGGGCCGGCGGCGGCCGGCGAGCCGGCCGGGGCGAGGGACAAGCCGCGAGCCGCCAGCGCCGCGGAGGUCGCGGAGCGUUGCCGCCGCAUCGCCGCGGACGCGGGCGAGAGCUCCUCGGACGCCGUUGAGCUCGUGGCUCCCGCUCCCAGGAGUCGAGCCGAGGAGGCGCGAGCUGUGGCCAGGCUCCACAACGACGCCCUCCGGGCCGAGCUCGAGAAGAGGAGGGCGCGAGAGGCGAGGAAGCACGAGAAGAAAGAGAAGAAGAAGCUGGAGAAGAAGGCGAAGAAGGCUUCCAAGAAGGAAAAGAAGCGAGAGAAGAAGCUGGCAAAGAAAGAGAAAGCGAGGUUGAAGAUCCUCGCCUGA